CGCCAGGGUGACGACCCAACCAGCGCUUUGUUUGUUGCUUUGCGUCCCUUUCCGCGGGGAACUGUGUGAGGGGUAGGGGAAACUUUGAAAGUUGGAUGCUGCAGACCCGCUCUUUUUCAAGGUUCUUCUUUAUCUUGCUGCAUCUGAAGGCAUGGGUAGCAAGAAACUAAGACGAGUGGGUUUAUCACAAGAGCUGUGUGACCGUCUGAACAGACAUCAGAUUGUUACCUGCCAGGACUUUCUAUGUCUUUCCCCACUGGAGCUUAUGAAGAUGACUGGACUUAGUUAUCAAGGUGUCCAUGAACUUUUGUGUGUGGUCAGCAGGGCCUGUGCCCCACGGAUGCAAACGGCUUAUGAGAUAAAGACACAGAGGUCUGAUGCUCCAUCACCAGCAUUUUUAUCUACAACCCUCUCUGCUUUAGAUGAAGCCCUGCAUGGUGGUGUAGCUUGUGGAUCCCUCACAGAGAUUACAGGUCCACCAGGUUGUGGAAAAACUCAGUUUUGUAUAAUGAUGAGCAUUUUGGCUACAUUACCUACCAACAUGGGAGGAUUAGAAGGAGCCGUUGUGUACAUUGACACGGAGUCAGCAUUUAGUGCUGAAAGACUGGUUGAGAUAGCAGAAUCUCGUUUUCCCAGAUAUUUUAACACUGAAGAAAAAUUACUUUUGACAAGCAGUAAAGUUCAUCUUUAUCGGGAACUCAGCUGUGAUGAAGUUCUACAAAGGAUUGAAUCCUUGGAAGAAGAAAUUAUUUCAAAAGGAGUUAAACUUGUGAUUAUCGACUCUGUUGCUUCUGUGGUAAGAAAGGAGUUUGAUACACAACUUCAGGGCAACAUGAGAGAAAGGAACAAGUUCUUGGCGAGAGAAGCAGCCUCUUUGAAGUAUUUGGCUGAGGAAUUUUCAAUCCCAGUUAUCUUGACGAAUCAAAUUACAACCCAUCUGAGUGGAGCCCUAGCUUCUCAGGCAGACCUGGUGUCUCCAGCUGAUGAUUUGUCCCUGUCUGAAGGCAUUUCUGGAUCCAGCUGUGUGACAGCUGCACUAGGAAACACCUGGAGUCACAGUGUGAACACCCGGCUGAUUCUCCAGUACCUUGGUUCAGAGAGAAGACAGAUUCUCAUUGCCAAGUCCCCUCUGGCGACCUUCACCACAUUCGUCUACACCAUCGAGAAGGAAGGCCUGGUUCUUCAAGACAGGUGGCAGCAGUGGAGUUGGGCUCGAGACCAGCAUGAAGGACAGAGCUGUGAUAAAUCGUCCAUUCUUCUGCCCUUGCGAGAUGACUUUUGCUGGAAAACAAAUUCCACGCAGCAGACAUUGCUGGGGGAAACAACCCACAGUGGCCCUCAAGAGAAGUGGAUGAGUCGUACCCUAAACCAGUCAGCAUCUCCUGGUCCAUCUAAUGGUGGCUGAGAAGUGUGGUCACAGAGGACGUUUUCAGUGCAGGGGAAACGGGAGACAGGCAUAGGGGACCCAGAUGGAGUGAGGUCCCCUCUCCUCUGCAUGCUGGAAUUCCUGGGACGUCUGCUCAUCGACCUGUGUAAGGGAGGCAAAAGUUUUCCUGGACCCUCUCAGGAUCCCUGGCUGGGUUUGAAAAUUAAACUGCCAAAGGCAGAUUAGCAGGAGAGAAGCAUACACACUUAUUUAAUGUCAGUUUUGUGUGACACGAGGGCCUUCAUAAGGGAAGGAAGACCCAAGGAAACAGAUUUGAUAUUUUUAUGCUGUGUCUGAUGAGGAGUGGGCAGUCGUGGAGGAAUAUGAUAGCUUAAGGAACACGAGGUCAGAGGAGCGAACUGGGGAAACUCAGCAAGGCCUGUUAGGAUCCUUCUCGGUGUUCCUUUGUCUUCGGAGACAAGAUGUACCUCUGGGUAUGGGAGGGCACCACUCACGUGAGGGUUUUAUGGGCUGUUUCAGGGGAGAAGGGUCAGGGGAACUGUCAGAGUGACCUUCCUGCUUCCACUGUUUUCUCAGACUCUUUCAGCUUAAAAUAUUUCAUAUGCUAAGUUGCCAUAUUUGGGGGUAGAUUGUCCAGAACCCCAUCACCUGCCGUGGGGUUGCAGAGGGUCCCUUCUCUUCCACGGGGGCUCUGCUGAGUUACUCAUUUACCCGCUCACCCCUUCACCCCGACUUCAUUCAUUCAGUACAUAAGUACCAAAUGUCCACAUGUGUCUGGAGCCUUCUGGGGCCUGGAGAAGUGGUGCUGAAGGGUGCAGACAAAGGCUCGUGGCUCCCGCUCAGGUACCGGGGACAGACCUCAAACGGGAAAGACCCACCCUUGGGCCUGACUUUCCUAUCCUCCUUUUGAGGUCUUCUCCCUCCCAGGGCCUUCCUCAGGCCGCAACGGGAGCCAGUGGCCUCCCAGCCCCCCUCCUGUCCUCACCAGCAGAGCAGCCUGUUCCCUCCCGCGCUGUUCCUGAAAGUCAGGGCCAGAUGGAAGGCGGUGGCCCCAGGAGAGCCGGAGAACUGGUCGCGGGGAGAAAAGCAGGCCCAGCCGAAGAAGAUGCCUCUAAUUCCCGAAGGGGAGGCCCACCUGCCCCGAAUGGCGGG
Orcinus orca (killer whale) is the source of this 2539-nucleotide messenger RNA. RefSeq names its product RAD51 paralog B (gene RAD51B). The transcript has 12 exons. The record is from RefSeq and is a predicted model, not a curated record. Gene Ontology annotation, molecular function: ATP binding; DNA binding; ATP-dependent DNA damage sensor activity. Gene Ontology annotation, biological process: double-strand break repair via homologous recombination. The coding region runs from base 152 to 1405 and encodes 417 amino acids. Lineage: Eukaryota; Metazoa; Chordata; Mammalia; Artiodactyla; Delphinidae. Gene Ontology annotation, cellular component: Rad51B-Rad51C-Rad51D-XRCC2 complex.